AUGGAUGUUGAUCCUAGUAAUUCUAACAAAGACCCGUCGAUCAUUACUAUAGAAAAAGUAAAAGAACACAUUGCACUUGUUCCAUAUGGUGAGCUUAUUGGAGGAAAAAGUCUAAAAACUACCAAAAUUAAAAAGGCGCUACAAACCUAUAAUAUCCAGUAUAACAAACAACUUCCAGUUACCCCGUUGGGAAAGCAAGGGGCGAAGGUAUCAUUUUUGGACAAAGAAAAAUUUGACCAAUUUCUUAAAAUAGAACUUGUUAUUCAAGAGCAAAAAGAAGAUGAUUCGGGUGAAGUGUUUAAUGUGAAACUUCAACCUACCCCAUUAAAGCCUGAAAAGGUGGCUACUACAAAUGACAAGGAUAGUGAUAUGUCACAAAAUUCCAAUAAUCGUACAAUUCAAGUGAUUGAUAUUCCUGCGUUUAGACAGGUACGCGAAAUUCGUGAGUCCUUUGAAGAUCUUGGCGAAAUUGAGAAGAUUUAUACGAGAGGUGCUGGUCUUUACCAAGUUGCUUUUAUUACGUAUAAGGAUGCUACUUCUAUUGAUUACUUUAAAGAGCAAUGGAGUUAUCAUAUUAACAAAGACAUAGUUAGAGUUUUACCAUUGUUAUUGAGCAAAGAGGAACGCGAGCAAAGGAAACAAUUCUCGUUAAGAUUAUCUGGGUUACAUUAUCAAACUAGUGGUUAUGAUCUCAAGGAAGUUAUGACACAAUGUAAAGGGAAAACUUGUUUUAUCCCAGCUGUUAUGAUUCGUGGUAAAUAUCAAAGAUAUCGCUAUGCUUACAUUCAUUUUUCUUCGCGAGAUGAUUUGGUGGCAGACAGACAAAUGAAUAUUGAAUUCAAAAAGGGCAACGCUGGUACUCGACAAUUAUACUAG
Messenger RNA from Rhizophagus irregularis DAOM 181602=DAOM 197198, 876 nucleotides. The record is from RefSeq and is a predicted model, not a curated record. Lineage: Eukaryota; Fungi; Glomeromycota; Glomeromycetes; Glomerales; Glomeraceae.